AUUAAAAGGAUAAAAAUCCCCUUUUUUUUCUGCUUUCUCUAACAAGGAAAAUGGGACGGAGAAGGGUGUCAAUCUCAAGGAUAGAGAACCGAACCACAAGACAAGUCACCUUUGCAAAACGAAGAGUAGGGUUGUUUAAGAAAACCCAUGAACUUUCUGUGCUGUGUGAUGCCCAAAUUGGAAUCAUGGUCUUCUCAAGCUCUGGAAAGUUGUAUGAGUACUGCAGUGACGCAUCUGGAAUGGAACAUAUCAUAAGAAGGUACAAGAUUGCAACAGGGACUGAUCAAAUUCCAGAAAGCAAUGACCAGCUGGAGCAGAUUCAUGGUGAGUUGAAAAGGAUGCAAAGAGAAACCCUGAGUCUUGAAUUGAGUUUGCAACGUUACACUGGUGAGGACUUGAAUUCUGUACAAUUUGGAGAUUUACAUGAACUUGAGCAAAAGCUGGAAAACUCAGUCAACAAAGUUCGAGAAAGAAUGUUCGAGCUCUUACAACAACAGACUGACAAUCUUCGAAGGAAGGGGAAAAUGCUUCACGAUGAAAAUGAAAAUUUGUACCAUCUGCUUAAGGAGAAUCAGGUAGCUUUGGAUCAUCAGGCAGAAUUGGAUCAACAUCAGCAAAUGACCGUGGUACAUAAGACUGAGGAUCGUCGACACGUAUUAGAAUCAUUCCCAUUCUCUGGGGAAGAGCAACCUAGUAGUGUUCUUACUCAGGCAACCUUGCCUCCACUCUUUAAUCCAUAUCGUCUACAGCCUACUCAGCCCAACCUUCAAGAUUUCAGUCUCCAACUCCCCGACUAUGGUACUUCAAUGUCAUCAUGA
This is a messenger RNA of Quercus robur (English oak), 818 nucleotides long. Its product is annotated as MADS-box protein defh21. The transcript is spliced from 6 exons. Gene Ontology annotation, cellular component: nucleus. Bases 51 to 818 code for a protein of 255 amino acids. Gene Ontology annotation, molecular function: protein dimerization activity; DNA-binding transcription factor activity, RNA polymerase II-specific; RNA polymerase II cis-regulatory region sequence-specific DNA binding. Gene Ontology annotation, biological process: positive regulation of transcription by RNA polymerase II. Lineage: Eukaryota; Viridiplantae; Streptophyta; Magnoliopsida; Fagales; Fagaceae. The record is from RefSeq and is a predicted model, not a curated record.